Messenger RNA from Paralichthys olivaceus (Japanese flounder), 3799 nucleotides. RefSeq names its product RAS and EF-hand domain containing (gene rasef). Gene Ontology annotation, cellular component: perinuclear region of cytoplasm; cytosol. Gene Ontology annotation, biological process: vesicle-mediated transport. Gene Ontology annotation, molecular function: GDP binding; GTP binding; GTPase activity. The record is from RefSeq and is a predicted model, not a curated record. NCBI's taxonomy places the organism in Eukaryota, Metazoa, Chordata, Actinopteri, Pleuronectiformes, Paralichthyidae.
CAGGAGAAUACAACACUUUCUCUUCUAGGUUUCCUCGUCACCUUAACCCGUUGCACCGCCUUCUCCUCCUUGCAGCCAGCCCCAGCCUUCCAUCAAUGGAAUGAGCGCGGAGGAGCGUGACCGACUGCGCUCCCUCUUUCACGCCUACGACGUGGACAACUCGGGCCGCAUCGAGAGGAACGAGUUUCUCACCAUCUGUGGGGAGCUGCAGGUGUCCGCCGCCGAGGCCGACCGCAUCUUCGACAAGCUGGACGUGGACAACGACGGCACCGUCACCCUGCAGGAGUUCAUCAGCGGCUUCCACGACCGCUACGGGGAAGACAUGGAGUCGGACGGAGGGGACGUGUCCGUCGCCUGGGAGCACUUCGAGGAGAGGCUGGGCGAGCAGGCCAAGUUCAUCCCCAGACAUGAACAAGCAGCGACGUUGUACCAGAACAUCAGUCUGACGGAGCCGAGACUGAUUCCUCAGUUUGAGACAGUCAUCCUGAACUUCACCAAAGAGAUCAGACAGCAAAACUCAGAGAUGGAGAAUCUGGCCCUCGCCAUCAAACGAGCGCAGGACCAGGCGUCGAUGCAGCUCAGUGAGAUGGAGGAUGAGAUGGACCAACGCAUUUCCGCUGUGGAGAGAAAAACACGGGAGCAGGAGAAGAAGCGAGGAGAGAACGAACUGAACGAGUUACGGAGAGGUUUCGAGACGGAAGUGUGUGAGCUGCAGUGUAAGAUCCAGAGGAUGCAGAUGAUCGAAGAGAAGUACAAGACCAUCACUGUGAAAGACGAGAGUCCGGCUUUGAAGAAGAAGAUCAACGAGCUGACACUGGAGAACCAGCGUUUAAAGCAGGACCUGAUGAAAUCUCAGACCAAAGUGGCCUGUCUCCACAGUGAGAUGGACUCGCUGAAGACAGAGAUAACCGAUCAAAGCAUCAACUCUGAACGGGACGAGGAGUUCAUGAAACAAUUCGCUGAUGAGCGCGACAUCCUGGAGAAUCAGAUCGAGAUUCUGCAGAUAGCCAACAGGAAGCUCCAUGAUAGUAACGAUGGCCUGAGAACAGCUCUGGAGAGGACAUCAAGGUCUGGUACCGUCGGCUCACCUGCAGAGAUGAAGAACAGAAGCAGAAGUAAAAGCAUCUGCUACACAUCCCCUUAUGCGUUAAUGGACAGGUUCUGUCAGCGUGUGGACGACUACCCUCUGUACAACCGCCGGCCCAGCUGUGACACGCUGGCCUUGGCCAUGUGCGACCCAGGCCUGAAGCGCAGGGACAGCAGUGAGUGCGAGGAGGACAGCCUGCCCGAGGUCUACAUGGACAGCGGCCUGUCGACGCUCAGAGGCUCACACGGAGGCUACGACUCUGAGCAGGAGGUCAAAUGUCAAGAGGAGGACGAGGAGGAGGAGGAGGAAAAGAAGGUGGAGGACAACAACAAUGACAGCAUGAUGGGAGAAACUUCUGACACUGAGCCUGCAGAGAUACAAGACAGUGAAUCUGCAUUUGGGUCGGACAGCAGCUCAGUGUUGGACUGGAAGCUGCCUGAACCCGCUAGUGUCGCUGAUACCCCGGCACCGACAACACGGAAAGCCCUCACCGCCAUCAGUGUUCAGAAGGACCGGGGCAGCGUUGACCAGGGCUGCGUGACCUCAGAGAAAGCCUUCAGGAUCGUGUUGGCCGGAGACGCUGCUGUGGGAAAGUCCAGCUUCCUGCUGCGUAUCUGCAAGAACGAAUUCAAAAUAAACUCCAACGCAACUUUGGGAGUGGAUUUUCAAAUCAAGACACUAAUUGUAGAUGGAGAGCCUGUUUUACUACAGCUAUGGGACACUGCAGGACAGGAAAGGUUUCGCAGUAUUGCAAAGUCUUAUUUCCGGCGGGCGGACGGCGUGUUGCUGCUGUACGACAUCUCCUGUGAAAAGAGCUUCCUGAAUGUGAGAGAGUGGGUGGACAUGAUCGAGCAGGACGUGUCUCUGGAGGAUAUUCCCAUCAUGCUCGUGGGUAAUAAGUGUGAUCUCAGACAAUAUGAAGUUAACUGUGUUCCCACCAGCUAUGGAGAAAAGCUGGCCAUGACAUACAACACUCUGUUCUGUGAAACUAGCGCCAAAGAUGGCUCCAACAUCCUCGAGGCCGUGCUGCAUCUGGCCAGGCAGGUAAAAGAACAGGCUGCCUUGAAUAAUAAGAGUCACUAUCAGUCGCUGCCCAGUCUGGACGCUCCCCGGAAGAAACCAAACUUCUCGUGUUGCACCUGAUCAGACUCCUCAUUUCUGGACCUGCACAUCUGACUUAAUGUGAACUCAAGAAGGAAAACAAAUGCAGAAACCUGACAAAACCGGAAUGAGAUCCCUGCAACAGGAACAAAUCAUCACCCUCAAUAACCACAACUGCUUAAUGUUACAAUGGAUCAAGUGAACUAAGAGGAUCACAGCAGAAUAUCCGCAACGUCACAUUCAUUUUAGAUGUUUUCUUCUGUUAUUUAGGUUUAUUUAAAAAUAACAUACUGAGUUUGUUUCAGCCACAGCAUGAAUUCUCAUCUGUUCCAUAUUUUACCAUGUAAUGUUGGUUAUUAUUAUGCUGUCACACUUUUUUGCACAAUUUCUUCCCUCCUGUGUGAAAUGGUUUGUGCAGUCAGCUCUGCCUGGUUCUGGCAUGUUGUGAAAAUAAUCCCUGCAGAUCAUGAGACGAGAAAGAGGCCUGUGAAAGUGAAGUCAUAAGUGUUGCUCCUUUGGUUGCGAGGGUUUUCCUGUGGGGACGCUGGUUUCCUCCCACGGGCUGAAGACGUGUAGGUUCAAUUAACUUGCGACUCUAAAUCGAAUGUGAAUGUGAAUGACUGUCGACAUGGAGACACAGAAAAUAGUGUGAAGAACCUAAAGCAACACUAUGCAACUUUAUUUUAACUUUAAAAUAGCAUCUUUAAAACUGACAGAUUUGUAACAGUGUAUUUUAGUUUAAUCAAAUUUUAUUUCUAUGGCCUCAUAGUGUCUGAUAAUCUAAAUCCUCUGCACUUAAACCUAGAUUGAGGAAAAACUACCAAAAACACAAAGACACCUCAGGUCGCAUGUGAGGGAUCCCUCUCCUGGGACGGACAGCAGUGCAAUAGAUCAACAAAAUAACACUUUAACAACAUUCAUGAGAAAUGACAGUGUAGAUGGAAAUGUGUAUCAAUGUGGAUGUGUAUCAAGAUUUUAUGCAAAAAGAAAAAUGACAAGUAAAAACUUCCCUGAACAGACCUUUUUAAAUGUGACUGUACUAUUACGUAGUGUAGUGACGGGGGCGACGCAGUCCGAACUCCACAUGAAAACCACUUCAUCCUCAUCAUGAGUGGCUGCAGAGGGCGCUGUUGCUCAGUUAAAGUUACAUGGUGUUGCUUUAAAGACAUAAAUGCUCAGCCUCUUGACUGUGUAAGAUGCAGUGUGUGACCGUAUGAGACUUCAUGUUAAUGUGCCGACCCAUUCUUUUUUAUUAUAUUACCCACAGUGUUAUAUUUCUUUCUUUUGACCUCCUGCUGAGGAUGAUGCUGUGUUACAGAUUUUAUAUUUUUGAAGCUGAACAUAUCGCACAUCAUUUUCAAUUUGCAUGAAUGCUAAAAAUAUAUGCCGUCAUUUUAUCAGUAAAUCAUCUGGAAUGAGUUAGAAUUAAAUAGGUAAGCGUAAAUGUAGGAUUGCAGAGCCCUUAUUUUUAUCCUUCUGAUACACUAGAUGUUUGUAAUUCUGUUUAAAUGUGAGCACAUGACCUUGGUAAAGUGUCGCUACUGAUGUGAUAGAGUGUCUUAUUAUUUUCCUUGAUAAUAAAAAUAACGCCACAUUAUCAGGCUGCUGAAU